AUGGAGGCUGUUGUACCCCCAGAGGUCACCGCCGAGCUCACCCAGAUCCUAUCUAACCUUGUCCUCGGCGACAACCAGAUCCGCGCAAAUGCAGAAAAGGCCGUCAAUGAACGCCUUGCUCAGACUCCGGAGCUCUACCUCCUCGCCCUGGCUCAGUUUGCCACUGCCGCAGAUACUGAAGUAAUGCGCUCAUUUUCGCUGGUGCUCCUCCGACGUCUUCUAUUUCGCCCCUCGCCGACCCAUGGUCUUUCUCUGUAUGACCACCUCUCUUCCCAAAGUCUUACAACGCUGGAGCGGAUCCUGCUUCAUUCUCUCCUACACGAGCCUUCUUUGGCUGUUCGUCGGAAAGCUGUCGACACCGUCACAGAUAUUUCCAACAAUGCCAUGACCAGAGGCAGACCUUGGCACUCUCUCCAGGCCCAGAGUUUUUCCAUGGUUGAUUCUUCUGACCCUAUCACUCGUGAAGCUGCCUUCAAAGUUUUCUCCGGCUGUCCUAACCUUGUCAUGGACUUGCAAACGGACGCUGUUGUUGGUGUUCUGCAGAAGGGCCUCCAGGAUGCCCAGAGCGUAGAUGUCCGUCUGGCCGCUCUUCAUGCGUCAGUGGCAUAUCUUUCCGCCUCAGAUAUCAGUCAGCAAGCACAGACCUUGUCUCUACUGUAUCCUAUGCUCAACACGCUUCCCACCAUUCCGCACUCCCACCUCCCUGCCUUCCUGUUUGUCCUUACUCCGCUGGCAUCUUCUCAUCCUGGUCUCUUCCAAAUCCACCUCCCGGCCCUUUUGUCGUUUCUCCCCGCACUGAUCGUCCCAACCGUCGAUGCAGGACCCACUCCUACAGUGGCGCGCCCGAACCCUGCUGCGGGCGGAAGCAGUUUCGUCUUUCCUCCCCCAGUGCAAAGCGGGAACGGUAAAGGAAAGGCGCCAGCGACAGCGGAUGACCAUGGUGCCGACGAUGAUCAAGAACAGGAAGUACGCAAAGCUGCUCUUGAGUUCAUGUUGAGCCUUAGUGAGGCCCGUCCAGCCAUGGUCAAGCGUGUUCCAGGAUGGGUAGACGUCAUCGUUCGCGGUUGUCUAGAGGGAAUGGGUGAGAUCCCAGAAGAUGAGACUGAUAUUUGGCUGGAGGCAGAUCCUGCGGACGACCCGACGGACGACACAUAUCCGCAUGUGUAUGAGCAAUCUAUUGACCGUCUUGCAUGCGCGUUGGGCGGCAAGGCAGUGCUACCCCCAGCCUUCCAGUAUAUCCCAGCCAUGCUUGCCGGUCACGAUUGGCGACUGCGACACGCAGGACUUAUGGCUAUCGCUGCUAUUGCUGAAGGAACCAACAAGGUCAUGGUCCACGAGCUGGAUAAAUUGGUCGAUCUCGUCACCCCAAUGUUUGCGGACCAGCAUCCACGUGUGCGUUUCGCAGCCUGCCAAUGCAUCGGACAGCUUUGCACCGACCUUGAGGCGGUCAUACAGGAGCGAUUCCAUCAGCAGAUUUUUGGAGCGCUGAUACCUACAUUAGAAGCACCCGAGGCUCGUGUUCACGCACACGCUGCCGCUGCUUUGAUAAACUUCUGCGAGGGUGUGGAGUGCGAGACACUUAUACCAUAUCUCGACCCUAUCGUCGAGCGUCUCCUCAAAUUACUUCACCCAGGUGCCGACAGCACAAAGACACCCAAGCGAUAUGUCCAAGAACAGGUUAUUACAACACUGGCGAUGGUCGCAGAUGCCAGUGAGGCGACAUUUGCCAAACAUUAUGCGGCGAUAAUGCCGCUGUUGCUUAACGUUCUGCGGAACGCCAACACUUCGGAGUACCGCAAGUUACGGGUGAAAGCAAUGGAGUGUGCCGGGUUGAUUGCCAUCGCUGUCGGUCGCGAUAUUUUCAGACAAGACGCUAACACGUUCAUCGAGCAGCUCAUGCGCAUACAAAACAGCCCAGUAGAUCCUGGAGACACAAUGUUGAGCCACUACAUGAUUGCAACAUGGGCGAAGGUAUGUCAAGCGAUGGGACCCGAAUUUGAACCAUACCUCCCUGUGGUCAUGCCCCCAUUACUCGUCGCUGCUGGUACGAAACCAGAUGUAUCAUUAUAUGAGGAAGACCACGUCCCAGAAGAGAAGGAUGGAUGGGAGACGUUGUCCAUGGAUGGUCAGCACGUGGGUAUCAAGACGUCUGCCAUUGAAGAGAAAUGUCAAGCGUUUGAGACGCUCAUGAUAUACUGCUCAACCUUGGGCGCGCGAUUUGCUCCGUACAUGCCCCAAACUCUAGAGCUCGUGCUGCCAUCGCUUCGAUUUAUCUUCCACGAGGGGGUUAGAGAGGCGUGUUCCAUGUUAGUUCCUAUGCUUCUCGCGUGCGGCAAGAGCAGUGGAACUUUGACGACGCCGAUGGUCUCCGCAUCAUUCAACCAGCUGGUCACCUGUAUCGGGGUAGAGACGGACUCAUCCUUCCUCUCAUCUCUGUACAGGUGUUUCUCAGACUGUCUGCGCGUAGUUGGGGGCGUCGCUGCUCUCGCUCCCGAGUUCCACCAGGGUGUAAUGGAAGCUACGAAGCGCCAGUUGCAGAAUAUGGCAGAUAAACGCAAGGCGCGUGCAGCGCGAUCCGCGACGGAGCUCGCAGACGAUAAGGAUGACCUCAUGCUCUUUGAAGAGAUGGAGGAGUUUGCACUGGAAGACAUGGGAAAGAUGCUGGCAAUUUUUGACCCAAACCAUCCUCUGUUGAUGGCUGUCUCGAGUGUGCGGGAGUUGGGGCUGCAAUUGUCACAGUGGGAGAGCGAAGAUGAGGAAGGCGGCUCCGAAGGAUAG
This is a messenger RNA of Sparassis crispa, 2778 nucleotides long. Its product is annotated as Importin subunit beta-3. The transcript has 14 exons. The record is from RefSeq and is a predicted model, not a curated record. Gene Ontology annotation, cellular component: cytoplasm; nucleus. Gene Ontology annotation, molecular function: nuclear import signal receptor activity. Lineage: Eukaryota; Fungi; Basidiomycota; Agaricomycetes; Polyporales; Sparassidaceae. Gene Ontology annotation, biological process: protein import into nucleus. The coding region runs from base 1 to 2778 and encodes 925 amino acids.